AUGGCUGGCUGGACCCUGGGUGGAGGGUGUGAUGACACAGAGAGAAUCCUGGGAGAAGGGAACUUCUACUACAUAACCAUGCUGCGUGACCCCGUCUCCCGCUACCUGAGCGAAUGGAAGCACGUGCAGCGCGGAGCCACCUGGAAGACCUCCCUGCACAUGUGUGACGGGCGCUCGCCCACGCAGGACGAACUGCCCACCUGCUACAGCGGGGACGACUGGCUGGGCGUCACCCUGACCGAGUUCAUGGACUGCCCGUCUAACCUGGCCAACAACCGGCAGGUGCGCAUGCUGGCCGACCUCAGCCUGGUGGGUUGCUACAACCUGUUAUCAAUGAACGAGAGUGAGCGCAACCACAUCCUGCUGGGCAGCGCCAUGAACAACCUGAAGAACAUGGCCUUCUACGGCCUGACCGAGUUCCAGCGCAAGACGCAGUACCUGUUUGAGCGGACGUUCAGCCUGCGCUUCAUCGCUGCCUUCACGCAGAUCAACAGCACGCGCGCCGCCAACGUGGACCUGAGCGAGGCUGUGCGCCGCCGCAUCGAGGAGCUAAACUACCUGGAUGUGCAGCUGUACGAGUACGCCAAGGACCUGUUCCUCCAGCGCUUCCAAUACACCCGCCAGCGCCAGCACCAGGAGGAGCGCUUGAAGAGGCGCGAGGAGCGCCGUUGGCUGCGGGAGCAGAGGGAGCAGAGCAGGGACUCUCUCCCCAAACGACAGGUGGGCGGGGAAGGGGGGAGAGACGAGCUGGCCACCACCACCGAAGACUACACCAGCCAGGUGGCUCGCUGGUGA
Messenger RNA from Salvelinus namaycush (lake trout), 795 nucleotides. Its product is annotated as heparan-sulfate 6-O-sulfotransferase 3-B-like. The record is from RefSeq and is a predicted model, not a curated record. Bases 1 to 795 code for a protein of 264 amino acids. Gene Ontology annotation, molecular function: heparan sulfate 6-sulfotransferase activity. The transcript has 2 exons. NCBI's taxonomy places the organism in Eukaryota, Metazoa, Chordata, Actinopteri, Salmoniformes, Salmonidae. Gene Ontology annotation, cellular component: membrane.